Penicillium robsamsonii is the source of this 795-nucleotide messenger RNA. RefSeq lists its product as uncharacterized. NCBI's taxonomy places the organism in Eukaryota, Fungi, Ascomycota, Eurotiomycetes, Eurotiales, Aspergillaceae. The annotation marks the transcript as partial. The transcript is spliced from 6 exons. The record is from RefSeq and is a predicted model, not a curated record.
UCGUUGCAAUCGUCUAUCCAUGAGCCAUCUGGACGGGAUGGAGUUUGGGGCUACGCACACGGACCUAUUCCAAAUAACAAUCCUGAUUGGAAACUAAAAUUGACGACCCAACAUCGAUAUAUAAGCAAGAAACGACUCAUAGUUGCUCUUGCUUCUAAUAGGUCACAAGCCCCGAUGGUUACCCCAAUUAGAAUAGUUGUGAUAUCUUGGUCCAAGAGACUCAACUGUGAGGAGCGAGCUUCAACGAGCCGCGCACCUUAUCCGAUCAUGUUCGUGACCACCAUAUUGGUGCCGUGUAUAGUUAACCCGCGAAAGCUCGGUCCCGUGGGCAUCGAGGAAGAAAUUGCUCGAAGUAACGCGAUAAAGCGUUGGGUUUUGAUGGGAGGCUGGCGUGAUGCCCUCUAUUUGAAAGAACCCAAGAGGCACACUAUUUCUGCCACUCUAAUCGUCUACUAUUGUGAUGCAUUAGAGGAAAUUGCGCGCACCGAUGCCCAGCUUGCUGCAGAGUAUGGAACUCAAUUUCACCGAUCCGGGUACCAAUAUUCAUCUACUACAUUAGAAUACUAUGUUGACAUUAUUAAGCGCAUGACCAAUCUUCCUGGCAAUCGACUGAUGCCCUUGGUUGCGCCAUCAACACCCGGUAGCGAUGACUCUGUGAAAUCCUCUAGAUGCGAACAGCCUACCCAGACCGAGCCCACAUCUGACAAUGACCCCGAUGUCAACCCCGAUUUUACAUCUGGAUCUGGGCCUGAUUGCAAUGUUGUGUCCAUUGAGUCCGAGCCCGGGGACCGGCAG